CUCUAUACAGAAUAUAUAGGCCACUCUAUUAUACAGUAGUUGGGAUUUGAUAAAACGUAUCGUUACCUCUGCAUGUAAAUCAUGUCAGUGUCACAUGGAAUCGUGGAGAAGAGGGGUGAUACACCUAUUUAUAAUUCUACAAUAUUAGACAGUGUUGAUUUCAAUCGUCACCGAGCCAGUUUUAACCCACCAAUAACACCGGAUAAUUUAGGAGAGGAAUUUGUGAUGCGACCUUUAUGUCUUGAAGAUUUUGAAAGAGGUUAUAUGGAGCUUCUUGAUGAACAUGUUCCAAAUGGAUUGAUAAAUAAAGAAGAAUUUACAGAACGGUUCAAUAAAAUGAAAAAAGCUGGUGAUAUUCAUUUAAUAACAGUCAUAGAGGAUGUAACAACGAAUAAAACUAUAGCCAGUGCAACAUUAGUUAAUGAACUGAAAUUCCUAAUGAAGGCUACAUCGAGAGGAAGGAUAGAAGAUGUGGUCGUUAGUAAACCUUACAGAGGAAAACAAUUUGGUAAAAUAUUACUGGAAACAUUGACAUUGUUAGCCGAGAAACUUGGAUGUUACGAAUCAUCAUUAGAAUGUGAACAGAAAAACAUAACAUAUUAUUCCAAAUUUGGUUACCAAGUUGAACCAAACGAUCAAUAUAUGACAUUAAGAUUUAAAUAAAUAACUGUUGAAUUCAAUUGUUUUGAUAACUGUAAUGUAUAUAAAAAUCUUAAUGACUUCAUACCUAUAUAAUAAAAAUAACAAACUUG
This is a messenger RNA of Lottia gigantea (owl limpet), 752 nucleotides long. RefSeq lists its product as hypothetical. Gene Ontology annotation, molecular function: monosaccharide binding; glucosamine 6-phosphate N-acetyltransferase activity. Lineage: Eukaryota; Metazoa; Mollusca; Gastropoda; Lottiidae. Gene Ontology annotation, cellular component: Golgi apparatus; endoplasmic reticulum; endoplasmic reticulum-Golgi intermediate compartment. The transcript has 6 exons. Gene Ontology annotation, biological process: UDP-N-acetylglucosamine biosynthetic process. The record is from RefSeq and is a predicted model, not a curated record. Bases 82 to 663 code for a protein of 193 amino acids.